AUGAUCUUCUACAUUCGGAACUCCCAAAAAUCUGAUUGUCCCCAUUUUACAAUACCUCGCUCUACCUCGCUCUACCUCGCUCUUGUGAAUCUUGGCCUACCUACCGCAGUUUUGAGGUCCCUGACCAAACGGUACCAGAACAAGAAUUGGGAAGAAGAACGUCGAAAAAGGACUUCUGAUGAAAUUCGCCGAAGUGCAAGGCUUAGAUAUCUGCGGCAGAUACGCGAGACCUACAUACUUACCAACCCUGAGCUUUGGCGACUUGCAAAUGUUGUGCCGCCGGCAUGCAGUGACGAUGAGACCGACCUCGAGCAAAUCUCAACACCUAGCCAGCAGGGCCCGGUUAUACCCUGUGUGAUACGAAGCGUUAAAUGGCGAAGCAACAAUCUCAAGACAAUAUGUAUGUUACUUGAUCUUGCUAAAUCAAAGGUUGAUUCAAGUAAACCACGCAAGAAGGGUGCAUCACCAAGGCAAAGUGGUCGGCCAAACCGUCCUCGGUAUCGCUGCAUAGGUGGACCACAAAGUCAGGUACCUGCACCAAGUGGCCUUCCGGUAGACUGCUAUUCUUCGACUUGGCUCCAGAAACUUUCUCCCCUGGAAAGAACCCAGCUAGAAGUCAAUCCUGUACCUAUUCUGGAUGAACUGCUUCCUCUCGUCGAAAAACUUUGA
This is a messenger RNA of Melampsora larici-populina 98AG31, 669 nucleotides long. RefSeq lists its product as uncharacterized. The record is from RefSeq and is a predicted model, not a curated record. The transcript is spliced from 5 exons. NCBI's taxonomy places the organism in Eukaryota, Fungi, Basidiomycota, Pucciniomycetes, Pucciniales, Melampsoraceae. Bases 1 to 669 code for a protein of 222 amino acids.